Aegilops tauschii subsp. strangulata is the source of this 897-nucleotide messenger RNA. The record is from RefSeq and is a predicted model, not a curated record. Lineage: Eukaryota; Viridiplantae; Streptophyta; Magnoliopsida; Poales; Poaceae.
AUGGAGGCGAUGGAGAAGAAGAUCAAGCUCGAAGAGAGGAGGACCAUGAUCGAAGAGAGGAAGGCCAUGCUCGAGGAAAAGAGGGUGAAGAUCGCCAUCAAUGCGGAGGACGCCAAGAUGUUGACCUUGAAUGUCGACUCUUUGGAUGCUGACGCUAGAAAGAUCAAACAGGGGUUGGCCAGCCCAACCCCUCCCCGACCCGGUUCCAUCGCCAACGACGCGCGGGAGGGAAUUUUCAGCUCCCCCUCCCCGGAUCCGGCCACCCUCCCGCCGCGCCGCGCCCCGGCGCUCCAUCCCCGGUCGCCCCUCCGCCUCCCCACCCCGCCGCGCACCGCCCCGCCGCCUCCCCGCCCCGCCGUGCGCCCUCCUCCCCGCCCCGGCCGCCCUCCCGCCGGCCGCCCCUCCCGCCUCCCCUGCGCCGCCGCGGCCCAGCCGCCCUCCCGCCUCCCCUCCCGCCCUGACCGGCCGCCCAGGAGCCGGCAUCGAGGAGCCGCGCCGCCGCCCUGCCCUCCCGCCGGUCGCCCAGGCCGUCCAAGCCGCGCCGCCGCCCUGCCCUCCCGCCGGCCGCCCUUCCGCCGUCCAAGCCGCGCCCCGGCCGCCCUCCCGCCGGCCGCCUCCGCCGCCUCCUCCGAGAUGGAGAUGAACAAUGAGGAGAUUGUCAUGGACUCGAUGUCCAACUCGUCGGAUUGGUCGACAUCCGACGAUUCCGACAUUGAUGAGUUGUUGCAAGACGACGACGUCGAGAUGAUGAGCCUCCUCAUCAACGUGCAAUCGUUUGAAAACCGCGUGAAGCUGAUGGAUCAGAGGAGAGGGUCGAAGAUGGGGCGAGUCACCAUCUACCGGAACCGCGCUCUCGGACACGAGCAUUUGAUGGAAGACUACUUCGCGGAGUUUUAA